Molecule: messenger RNA, 345 nt
Organism: Trypanosoma rangeli
Lineage: Eukaryota; Euglenozoa; Kinetoplastea; Trypanosomatida; Trypanosomatidae
Exons: 1
Coding region: 1-345 (114 amino acids)
Source: RefSeq, a predicted model, not a curated record
AUGGAGAAGACUGUAAUGGGCAUUCGAAACAACACCACGUGUCGCACAAGCUUUCUUGAAAGGUACUCAGAUAAACGACACUAUGGAAGCGGGGACAACAACCGCUUCCCCUUGUCCAGCAAACCCGACGUGGGUGGAAAUUCGAGGUCAACAAAAUGCACAUUGUGCGAGAUGUACGCCUCCAAAAACCACCUGCGCGUCAUCGGAAGGGAACAGUCGCCUCACUGCCACAACAUGGACUUUUUAAGACAUCCUCGGUGGCUUGAACAAUCCUCUCCAAAUACACGAGAGAUAGAGGCCGCCUCUCAGCAUGGCUCCGGUAGCCAUCCCACGUUCCGCAAAUGA